AUGGAGAGGGCGCGUGCGGUGGCUGGGGAGAGCGGCAAGUGGUGGGCGCUGCUGCUGGGGUGGUCGGGGAAGGCCGACUACAUCGAGGCGCCAACGCCGGCGAAGGAGAAGGCGCGGGAGCUGCGUGCGAGGAUGGCGGAGACGGAGAGCUUCCACGACGCCAUGUACCACUCCGCCAUCGCCUCCCGCCUCGCCUACUCCGCCUAGGCGCGCCGCCGCCUCCGCCGGAGGAGGAGGAGGAGGGAGAUGAGUCCAACUCGCCGCCGCCGCCGGGGGUGGCAUCGC
Messenger RNA from Oryza sativa Japonica Group (Japanese rice), 285 nucleotides. The record is from RefSeq and is a predicted model, not a curated record. NCBI's taxonomy places the organism in Eukaryota, Viridiplantae, Streptophyta, Magnoliopsida, Poales, Poaceae.